AAAUUGCUGGCUAAUUUUCACCAUCACUUGACCUUAGAUAGUGUAGUUUUAGUUUGUAGAAUCUUUCCCACCCGCAUUUUGGUUGAUGCCCCAGCAGACAUGGAUUGCAACAGGAACAAUGCAUUUUCAGAGAAGCUAAAGGAACAAGUGCACGGAUCGUUCGACCGUAUCCGGAAGGCACUGGACCUGCGGGAGAAGCUGCUGCUGAGACAGCUGUCGGUCGUGGUCCAGCAGUCGCACCAUGUCACAUUCCAGUUUGAUAACAUAAAGUUUGUGGACAACGGCGAGGAGGAGCUGAUUGGCCGGAUCCGGACGUACGGGAAAUACAAUAUAGAUAAUUUUAACAUCAUACUUAAAGAUCCGUACGAGAACGAGGAGUACAUCCAGGAUGAUCACGAUUUGAUGCAUAAAAGCUGUCGACGGGGAGUUGGGGAUGACGAACGGGAAAAUCCGGAGAGUGAGGAAAUUGUGGUGGAAUUCUUCAACAACAAGAGCCUUAUCAAGGAGGGUGCGGAAAUGGUGCGGGAGUCCAUUAUCAAUCUGGCCCUGAACGAAAGCAAAGAGCUGAUCGAUAAGAGUUUCAAUGAAAGUGCAGAGCUGCAGCUGGAGGAGGAUCUGGAACGCAUCAAAAUCGAUCUAACAAACUUUCGAAAUCGCGAGCGCAUUGUAACAGAUUCACUUUCAACGCAAGGUGAAGGUAGAAAGGCAUCUGUUGAUAUUAGCAACAACAACGGAAUCAGUCAGUGUGGGGCGUUUGGAAUUGACCCAACAAAAGUUGCCAGGCAGCAACAGCAACAGAUGAUAACGAAAGCGUCCCAAACUGAGUUGGACAAGGCAGGUAGACACGGCAGUGGCGGUAACGUUUCGUCCAGCACCGACACUGAGCGCAGUCUCGUGGCCAAAAGUAGCAAACAGCACGUAGAAAAGAGCAUGAAACACAUUUCUAAUCUGACGAUGAACAAUUGCGGCGGCACAAUCAACCUUAAAAACGUUACAAAUCUAACGAUAAACACCUGCCCGGAAGAGUCGCCGGUCAAAUCGGCCGAGCCAAAGUCUCCCCCGGCGGUCGCGCGUUGUCCCUCCGAGGAAGGCAGCCCAGAGUGUGGCUUCUACAAGCGUCUCAUCACGGAGAAUAAAAUACUUCGCCAGCACAUCCUAAAGACUAGCCUGGCAUCGGCGCACGUGCCAAAUCCGCAGUCUUCCGAAUCGACCAACGUUACCAGUUCGGAAUCCCCGCGGCCACCGUCCGAAUCUUCGUCCUCCGACGGCUCUUCCGACACCAAACCACAACGGCUGCCCCUGACGGUGGCGGAACUGCGCGCCGUACUGAACCUGCCCCAGCAGGACGAUACCCUGACGCAGGUGCUUGGCGAUUUGUUUGCGCUGGCCUCGCCGACGACGGCCGCAGCCGUAGUAGCUGAUGUUGCGGCGAAAGAACCAAUCGCAGCCGCCGCCCCCGGUGCAACGCAAGAGCACACGAUGCAAAUUCAGCAGUGGCUCAAGCAAAUCAUCUCCGAAACCGAAACCGAACCACUGCAGAACGCCGAACUGAUGGAGUUUAGCCACAUCAACAAUUAGAAUAAUGUUUAAAGGUAAUUUGUUGAUUGUGAUGAUUGUAUUUGCUUAUAAUUUAUUCAUGUUUUCCAAGGUUGUUAAUCGAAAGGUUAUCUGCGAUAAAUUACGAUAAUCCACCGAUUUGUAGUUAUAAAAGCGAAUUGCGAAACUAUACCUUCCCCAAUGAAGGAAUGCUAUAAAAUCUCUCAAAAAAUAAAAUAGAAAUUAAGAUUUCAUUUUAAAAACAUUUACGUUUCUAAAUAAAAUACAUUGUCACUACUGUUCAAUGAUUAUCGUUAUUUAUCGUUGAACAUCUAUGACGAAACGAUUACAUUGUUAACAACUUUGAUGCUUUCCAAACUUUUAUCUUUUUUCAUCUUUUUUCUUUACCAUAUAAUUUUUAUUCUCAAAUUUAUUUUUUAAUUGUAAGCUCCUAAGUUUUUUUUUCCAAAUUUCAUUCUAAAUAUGAAGAAUCUAAAAUUUUCAAAACAUUUUUCAAGGAUUUUGUCUUUUUAGAAGUUAUAACUCUCUGGCGCGAAAAAAAAAUAAAACAAAAUUGACUGGACCUAGCAAACCAAAGGGAAGUCAUCGUUCAAAAAAAUGAUGACAAACUCAUUCCACCAAUCGCAUCGUUUGCAUCGCAAAUCAUUAAAUUCUAAAAUAUUUUUUUCUACAUUCUGCAUGUUUUACGCCGCGAAUCUAAGUGUAAGAAUCAAAGUUCCGUGAAGAUUACAUAGGUUUAAGUUAAACUCAAAAACUAAAAUAUAAUCAAAUCUGUGAAAUUCCCUCCUGCGCGAAUCCUUCCACGAUUAAUGGAGUCUAAACGAACGUUCCGAAUGCAUAACAUGAUAUCAUCACUUUUAAAGUCAACAAAUUUGUGAUUGUAUUAGUUUAGCUAGAUUAUUUUCUUUUGAUUUUCACAAUAAUUGUGGUACUUUUCUUACACCAAUUCCGUUCAAUCAUUCAUGAAUGUGACCAUUUUAAAGUGUAGCCGUUUUUUAAAAUGACAAAUCCGUGUUGUAUAUAUUUAAUCAAUCAGUUACAAUAUUAUAAACCGUGUUAGUUAAAACAAAUAACAAUACUACACCAACGGAAAUCUAACGAUUACUUAUUCACACUUCCAAUAAAUGAGGGGCUUAGAACUGCUCGAACACGACAAAUUAAAAAAAAAAAAAAAAAAAAAAAACAAAAUUUUAAACUGCACACAGCGUACACUUAUCUCGGUGCAAAACCUAACGCGGCAAAGUGACUAUAGUCGGUGUAGCGGCGAACAGAAUAGUAAUCGCAUUCAGCCCUUUUAAACGUAUUAAUCCUAUUGGUUUCACGAAAACAAACAAACUCACACACGCAUGUAUGCUAAAUAAUAAUAAAGAUGAAAUAAUAAUAAAAUUGCUUGUAUUAAAAAAAAA
Molecule: messenger RNA, 2963 nt
Organism: Culex quinquefasciatus (southern house mosquito)
Lineage: Eukaryota; Metazoa; Arthropoda; Insecta; Diptera; Culicidae
Exons: 2
Coding region: 100-1578 (492 amino acids)
Source: RefSeq, a predicted model, not a curated record